AUGUGCCAAAACCAGAACUUAGUAUUGGUAUUGACGGUAUUGGUAUUGAUCGAUAUUGAAGUAUUGAGGGGUACUGGUAUUGAUGGUUUUGGUGUUGAUAGUAUUGGCAGUAUUGGUGGUAUUGAUAUUGUGACCACAUCGAUACCUCAACCAGAUUCAGAUUGCUCCGACGAAGAAGACCUCGCUGAUGAUGAUCGACUCUGUCGUGCUUCUCUGGCAAAUCAGUACUCAGCAAGACAUGACGAUGGUUCUGAACAGUCAGUAGAGGGUGAUGAUAACGAAAUGUCAAAGCAUUCCUAUUUCGAUCCCCUGGGUUAUGGUGUUCUGAAUUGGUUGGACAGGAGACUAAUCGAGCGUGAACUGCAAGAGUUACACGAACAAACAAACAAUGCUGUGGCCGACACAAUGGAAGAUGAAACGAUCGGUUCAUCACUAGCCACGGCCGAUCGAACAGCGAUGAAGUCGAAAGAGUCAUGUAUGGCCAAAUUCUUGAAUUCAAUCGAGAGGAACUCCCUGAAACCACCUAUAUCUACAUCAAGAAUGUCAUUUGAUGCGCCUAAAAAUGCAAUCUACAUAAUAUCAGGCGAAAUUCAAGCAUUAACAUCAUCGAAAAAGUAUAAUUCUCGCUGGUCAAAUACACAUUCGUAUGAAGAAGCACCAGAAGUCAAUUCAUUUCAAAAAUUAAAAACAAUAAUCAAUUCUGUUUCAGAUCUUCAAGAUAUCGAUUCAAAUACAUUUUUAGCACCAUUUCUUGAUGUAAUUCGAUCAGAUGAAACAUCGGGACCAAUAACAUGUUUAGCUUUAAAUGCUGUUAAUAAAUUUUUAUCCUAUGGACUUAUUGAUAUUCAAAGUGAAUCAGCUGCAUCCGCCAUAGAUAAAGUAGCGAAUGCUGUUACUCAUACGCGAUUUGUUGGCACAAAUCCAAGUGAUGAUGAAGUUGUACUCAUGAGAAUAUUACAAGUAUUACGAUCAUUACUGUUAAGUCCCGUUGGCUCAAAAAUGACAAAUGAUUCUGUAUGUGAGAUAUUACAAUCCUGUUUUAGAAUAUGCUUUGAAACAAGACUAUCGGAAUUGCUUCGUAAAACAUCUGAGCAUGUAUUGAUUGAUAUGGUUCAAUUAUUAUUUGCUCGUUUACCACAAUUCAAAGAUGAUGUCACACAAACAACACUGACAAAAAAAUUGCAUACUCGUGGUGUGGUUUCUGAAUUAAACUCUCGGACUAGUCGUCGAUCAUCACAACGUACAGCAUCCUCUUCUUCCACUUCAAGUAAACAAAUAAAAACAAAUUCUAUUAACAGUAACAGUGACAUAACACAAUCUCAGAACGUUUUCUCGACAUCUUCGACAGAACGCCCAGUCGACAGUUUAAAGUCAGAUUUAACAGUGACUGAUAAUAAUUCUGAUAAACAGCAACAAGUGACAUUAACAAUAUCAGAAAAUAAUAUCUAUGACCCAGCAUCUUCUUCAUCUCAGUUAUUGACCGAAUCAUCCUAUGUUAAAAUUGAUGAUAAUGAAUCUUUGAUAGCCAAUAAACCAACGGCAAUUGAUGAAGCCACAACAUCGUUAGAAACAAAUCCACUAGUUAAUGACGCCACUUUAACAGACGGCGACAAUAAUAAUGAAACAACAGAAUCAACAAUUCUCACAAUAAAACCAUCAUUUGAUGAGUCAACAUCUUCCGUACAAACAAUAACUUCUUCAUCAAAUACAGCGGAACCAACAGUUGCAAAUGAUAAAACAGAUAAAGAAUCUUCACAACAACCACAAGAAAAAUACGACGAAAAUUCGACGAAUGACUGUGAAUACAUAAAUCCAAGAGGAAUUCGAUUUACAGCAGCUACAAAUACAAAAGAGCCAUUAACGCCGUAUGGGUGGCCAUGUGUGCGUGGAUUAUUGCGAUUUUUAGCAACUUUAAUCAACAGUUAUGAUAAAAAUAAUACUGAAUACAUGAUGACAGUUGGUUUAAAUUUGUUAACAGUGGCUUUAGAAGCUGGAGCAGAUUAUAUUGCAAACUACCCACUGUUAUUAUCUGUUGUUAAAGAUUUAUUAUGUAAAAAUUUAAUCGGGAUAUUAAGCAAUGGUCGUCUCCCAUUAUUUACAUCAUCAUUACGUGUAUCUUUCUUAAUAUUUGAAAGUUUAAGAACUCAUUUGAAAUAUCAGUUAGAAUUUUUUAUCACACGUUUGAUGGAAUUAAUUGCUAGUGAACAAUCUAAGAUAACUGUUGAACAAAAAGAAGUUGCUUUAGAAACGAUUGUACAAUUAUUACAAAUACCUGGACUACCAGCUGAAUUGUAUCUCAAUUAUGAUUGCGAUCUUUAUUGCACAAAUUUAUUUGAAGAAUUAACAAAAAUGUUAUCAAAAAAUGCAUUUCCAGUUGCCGGUUUAACAUCAACUCAUAUUCUAUCGUUGGAUGCUCUAUUGUCCGUUAUAGACCAUAUCGAAUUAGAAUGUCAAUCUCAACUUCAAAAACAAAAAAAUGAUUGUAUGAUUAUAAUCCUGCUUAAUGAAUAUAAAGUGUAUAUUUUUCAUGUUUUAGCUGCUGGUCAAAAUUUAACACGUCCCGUACCAUCUGGAUAUGCAUUAGCAUUAUCCAUGCAAAAUAUUGACACAAAUAGAGCUAUUACUCCGCGUGAAUCUCGUCAUGGUCCUCGUAUUCGUCAAAAUCGUAUGCAGAUCUCUACAAAUUUGCCAACACAAGAUGAUUUAAAAAAGUUAAAAUGUGAUAAAAAGUUAUUACGUCAAGGUAGUGAAUUAUUCAACUCAAAUGCUUUGAGUGGUAUUGCAUUCUUACAAGAAUGUCGUCUAUUAUCGGAUCCACUUCGUACACAAGAAAUAAUUAAAUUUCUAAAAAAUAAUCCACUAUUAGAUAAGAAAAUUAUUGGCGAAUAUUUAUCAAAUAAAAAACAGGCACAUUUAUUAGAAGAUUAUGUCAAAACAUUUAAUUUUGAUGAUUUGAGAAUUGACGAAGCAUUAAGAAUAUAUUUAUCUGAAUUUCGAUUACCGGGUGAAGCACCUUUAAUAUCAAAUCUAUUAGAAAAUUUUGCAAAACAUUGGAGAGAGAGUAAUAAUUUUCAAUUUGCAAAUGAUGAUGCAGCAUUUACUUUGGCCUAUGCAUGUAUCAUGUUAAAUGUUGAUCAACAUAAUACAAAUGUUCGAAGACAAAGUACACCAAUGACAUUAGAUGAAUUUAAACGAAAUUUAUCUAAAAUGAAUAAUAAAGAUAAUUUUGAUGACAAAAUGUUAACUGAUAUUUAUAAUGCAAUCAAAAGUGAAGAAAUUAUAAUGCCAGCUGAACAUGUUGGCAUUCUAAAAGAUCAUUAUAUGUGGAAAAUGAUGUUAAAACGAAGUCAAAAUCAAUCGAUAACAGAUAAAUUUAUUCAUUCUCCUGCUGGCUCUUAUAACUAUGAUAUAUUCACAAUUAUAUGGGGACAGACAAUGGCUGCACUAUCAUUUGUAUUUGAAAAAUCACAUUAUGAAUUAGUGAUCAAUAAAGCUAUGCAAGGUUUUAAUAAAUGUGCUCGAAUUGCAGCUCACUAUUUAAUGAGUGAUGUCUUCGAUAAUUUAGUUAUUUCAUUAUGCAAAUUUACAACGCUAUUAAACAAUAGAGAGUGGGUUGAAAAUCUUCCAAGUCAAUUUGGUUUAAAUCGUAAAGCUCGAUUAGCAGCCACUGUUGUGUUCAGUAUCGCUCAUGUUCACGGCGAUAUUUUAAGAGAUGGAUGGAAAAAUUUAUUAGAAUGUAUUAUACAUCUUUAUAAAGCAAAUCUACUACCCAGUGUCCUUGUUGAAGUUGAGGAUUUUCUUGAUCCAAGCGGAAGAACAACAUUAAUUAAAGAACAAGUAACACAGACACCAAAGACAGAUAUUGGUUUAUUUAGCUCCUUAGCCUUUUUGUUAGGUGGAAAUGACAGUCAAAUAUCAUCACAAAAGCAACCCUCGGUUGAAGAACAAGAAGCAAUAAAAGUUGCUCAGUCCUGCAUCGAAGAAUGUCAUCUUGAACAAUUGUUACAAGAAACAAAAUUUUUAAUCAUUGAUUCGUUGAAUGAACUUAUUAAGGCACUGAUCUACGGCUGUCAAGGACCAGAACAAUUGGCUGGAUCAGAUAUUAAAUUUGAUCAAGAUUCAGCCGUAUUUUGUUUGGAAUUAUUAGUUAAAGUUGUAUUACAAAAUAGAGAUCGUGUUACUUUAAUUUGGUCAACUGUGCGUCAUCAGUUCUAUUCGAUAUUAGUGAAUGCUAACCAAAAGUCAUUUUUUAUCGAAAGAACAUGUGUCGGACUAUUGAGAAUAGCUGCGAGACUAUUAAGAAGAGAAGAAUUAGCAUCAGAAGUUUUGGCUUCGUUACGCAUGUUUUUGCUUAUGAAACUACCCGUCAUUCAUCACCUGUCAUCUGAAAUUGCCUUUGGUUUGCAUGAACUGUUGAGAACAAAUGCGGCUAAUAUUCACAAAAGUGAUGAUUGGUUUACUCUAUUCUCUUUGCUGGAAGUAGUGGGAGCUGGAGCACAUCCACCACCUGUACUACAGGCAACAAUAACAACGACACCCCAAACACCUACAAAAACUUUUCAUCAUCAUACACUAUUACAUGGAAGCAAAUCAACGACAGAAAACGAUGUGCAAUCCGACAGUGAAUGUUGUCAGAAUUUCGAUUGUCAAUUAUCAUCAUCAGCAAAAGAUAAGGGCUAUACAUCGGAUACAGAACUCUAUCAUCAGUCUACUUAUCAACGAAAGAUGUCUGGAGGAAUUGAUGAUCCCACUGCCAAAACAGAUUAUAUUGUGGUAUCACAUGAUGAUUUAGAGAUCAUUCGUACUCAUCAAUCAAAAAUAAAUCAAUAUAAAAUCGAUUUAAAUGAGAAACUAAGUCGACAUGAUCGCCGUGCACUUAUUAAAUGCUGUGAAACUUUGACAUUUCUUGUUCGAGAUACAGCCCAUGUAACUCCAGAAAAUUUUGAAUACUGUAUUCAUUGUAUUCGAACAUUUAUUGAAGCAACAGUUAGCUCAAAUCAAAUUCAACAACAACAAAAAAAAUUACAACAACAGCCUCCUCUUAGGACAACACAACGACAAAAGAAACGUCAAGCAACAAUCGAUCAACUUUCAAGUUCAUCAUCUUCUUCGUCACUUUCGACUUCUCAAACUUCUCAGCAACAAUUUCAACCUACAACAAAAAUUCGUCAAUCAACUCUUGAUUAUGACGAGGACGAUGAUGAUGAAGCGAUAAAACAAGAAUAUCAGUCACUGAGUUUACAACUAUUAGAUCUAAUGCAUACACUUCACACGCGUGCAUCAUCCAUUUAUAAGUCUUACUCAGAAGAUAAAGAAAAAAUGACACAACAACGUUUAGAUCAAACAACAAAUUCAUCCAUACUUUGGUUCAAAUGCUGGUGUCCAAUACUACAAGGUAUUGCUCGUCUGUGUUGCGAUUAUCGUCGUCCCGUUCGUUCAUCUGCUCUUAGUUAUUUACAACGAAGUGUUCUAUUACCUGAACUACAUAUAUUAUCUGCACAGGAAUGGGAGAGUGUAUUUAAUAAAGUUUUAUUUCCACUUUUAUUAAAACUGUUAGAGCCAAUCAAUAUCAAUGAUUCAUUUGGCGUAGAAGAGACUCGAGUUCGAGUAUCUCAAUUAUUGUGUCGAAUAUUUUUACAGCAUUUAAAUCCACUGUUAACACUACCAACGUUCACUGCUCUAUGGUUAACAAUACUCGAUUUUAUGGACAAAUAUAUGAAAUCAGAUCAAACAGAUAUGCUUCGUGAGUCAGUUCGUGAAUCAUUGAAAAACAUGCUGCUAGUUAUGGAUACAACGGCCCUAUUUGAUUCAGGACAACUAACAGUAAUAUCAAAAGAUCGAAUUCAUAGUUUUCUUCCAGGACUAUGGGAUGAAGUAUUCAAGAUGUCUCCACCACUAUCUGUAGCAAAAACUCCUCAACAAUCGACAUCUCAAAUGGAUAAUAUCGCAGAAGGAAUAAUGACAACGACAGGUGAAUCGUCAGUUCCAAUUUUGAAUAAUGGAAUACCAUCGACGUCUGAGGAAGAAAAUACAGCUUCUCCUUCUAAUGUAACAGUCGAUAAUACAACGAAUAUUCCUUCUACUUCUCCAUCUCAACAACAGCAAAACGUCACCAAUAUGCGGACUCAGGCUGUACAAUCUCAAAUUCAAGAAUUAUGA
Didymodactylos carnosus is the source of this 6159-nucleotide messenger RNA. NCBI's taxonomy places the organism in Eukaryota, Metazoa, Rotifera, Eurotatoria, Philodinida, Philodinidae. The record is from the annotation of a GenBank genome assembly.